Adineta ricciae is the source of this 1992-nucleotide messenger RNA. The record is from the annotation of a GenBank genome assembly. Lineage: Eukaryota; Metazoa; Rotifera; Eurotatoria; Adinetida; Adinetidae.
AUGCAUACACCAUUACGACGUGUUCGCCAUAGUAUCGAUAUACUACAAAAGAAUUUCUAUGAAUAUCAUCACGAUUCGGGUCAUUCAUUGUCAAGUAAGAAAAUCCAGUCAUCCCAACGAUGUCAAAAACUCCUUCAGCUAAUUGAAGAAUCAUGUAUGAUCAUUCAAGCUUUGUUUGUUCGCUUUAUAUUUAUUUUUUCGACUAUCAUUGCUGUCUGGCGACUUGUCGAAGAAACGAAUCAGACACACUAUUGGUAUUUACUUUUACUACUCAUUUUUCUUCUCAUUGAAACCUAUGCGACUGUUUACACACGGAAAGGAUACGAAUACAAAUGGUUCUGUCCAUCCGCACUUGCCUACCUUUGUGCUAUUGUACCAUGUAUAUGGUUAUUAGAACUAAAUCAAAGUUAUGAUUCCUUGUUGAUAACCAACCAAACCAUGAUAUCACUGCCGAUUCGUGAACAACGCGUAUCUACUAGUGCGACACUAGCAGAUCUAGUUGACUCCGUUGAGAAUUCAAGUCAUUCGAAUGAAACAGAUCUCCCGGACGAACUUCAGCAUCUACGGCGGCGAAAGCGUCUUCUUUCAACGAUGUUAACUGCAACAAAAAAGCCCGAUCUAUCAAUAGACGAUGUCCUGAAAACAACCCAAGAUAUUCUAAUCAAAUUAAAUAAGCAUUUAACCAUCAGAGAAUGGCAUAUGAUUAUCGAACAAAUGACCUUGCUCGUACUUAUUUUAAGUCGUUGGUUAUUACCAAAAGGUAAAAUCAAAUAUACCGAACGAGUUUAUAAUGCAUGUAUGGAAGCAUUUGAUUGUUUGCCAUUAGCGGCACUGAUGAAUGGUCAGUUCCUCUGUGUACAUGGCGGUCUUUCGCCUGAAAUUCAUACCCUCGAAGAUAUCAAGAGACUAGAUCGAUUUAAAGAACCACCACCGUAUGGACCAAUGUGCGAUCUAUUAUGGUCGGAUCCAUUGGAAGAUUAUGGCGUGGAGAGAACGACUGAGCAGUAUAGUCACAAUACAGUACGAGGAUGUUCAUAUUUUUAUAGUUAUGCUGCUUGUUGUGAUUUCUUGCAAAAUAAUCAAUUAUUAUCAAUAAUUCGAGCUCACGAAGCCCAAGAUGCGGGUUAUCGUAUGUAUAAGAAGUGUCAGAGUACAGGAUUUCCAAGUUUAAUUACAAUAUUUUCUGCACCCAACUAUCUCGAUGUGUACAAUAAUAAGGCUGCCAUACUCAAAUAUGAAAAUAACGUGAUGAAUAUCCGUCAGUUUAACUGUUCACCUCAUCCUUAUUGGUUACCAAACUUCAUGGAUGUUUUUACGUGGAGUCUGCCGUUCGUUGGCGAGAAAGUAACGGAAAUGCUUGCUAAUAUUUUAAAUAUUUGUUCGGAUGAAGAGUUGGAAAAUGAUGGUACGCCGACCGAUGAAGCUGAUGUGAUGACUGAAGCUGCAUUAGCUGCACGUAAAGAAGUGAUACGUAAUAAAGUGCGAGCUGUUGGCAAAAUGGUUCGUUAUUUUGCAACACUAAGAGAGCAAAGCGAAGAUAUUCUAACACUGAAAGGACUUACCGCAGGUGGAACGUUACCAUUAGGAACGCUAGAAGGUGGUAAAACAGCUAUCGAACAAGCUAAACAAUUAAUUGCAAAUAAGAAACGUAUCUCAUUCGAAGAAGCUAAACGAUUAGAUAAGAGUAAUGAAAGCAUGCCACCGUGGCAACAACUUCAUCCGUCUUCAUCGGGCUUAACAUCGGGUGUGGGUUCAAGUGGUACUGCAUCGUCGAAUAGCGGCGCAUCAUCACCACGUAUUGUCGGCACGUCAACAAUGUCCUCGUCUGUCUCAUCCAUAUCUUCAUCACCUGUCAAUACUCUCGCGGAUGCUUCGUCGGGUGUGACAACAAAUUUAUUGAUUGAUUCAACUAAUACCAAUUGUAAUGGGAAUGAGAGAACAUCUGGACGAACGGGAAGUGAUUCGUCGAAAAAUGCUUAUCGAACGAAGUGA